Messenger RNA from Melampsora larici-populina 98AG31, 1155 nucleotides. RefSeq lists its product as uncharacterized. NCBI's taxonomy places the organism in Eukaryota, Fungi, Basidiomycota, Pucciniomycetes, Pucciniales, Melampsoraceae. The transcript is spliced from 2 exons. The coding region runs from base 1 to 1155 and encodes 384 amino acids. The record is from RefSeq and is a predicted model, not a curated record.
AUGACUAAGAACAGUUCAACCACGUUGAAGGCGAUUCGGGCGAGCCGACGAGUCCAAGGUCUAGAAGUUAGCCCCAAAGGAGGAACAGGUGCCUUAGGAGAGAACAAAGCGGGACCUUCAAACUCCAAACCGAACCUCAUUUCAACUAACAAACACCAAGAGGAAGAUAACGAUCACAUUAAGCCAGACGACAACGCAGACGGAUUAGGAGCCCAGUCAGAAUUCAAAGAGAAGUGUCAACCAGAUCCAUUCAAAGAGAAGCGUCAACCAGAUCCCACACAAAGCCAAAAUUACUCCAACUUCAUCGGAAACGUACCAAUCCCUUUCCCAGCAGAGACGAACCCACUUUUCAACGCGACAAUCAGAGUCCCAAAAGGCAAAGAACGGGCAGAACAAUCCUCUUCCAAUAUAGACGACUUAGCAGGUGACUUUGUACAUGAAGACUACAAAUUGGUAGGAGCCUCCGACAAUUUAGAAGUCAAAGACUUAGAAGAACACCAAGCAUCUUCCCCAUCUUUAGGAUCUUCAAACGGAGAGGACGGACCAGACAUCUCAAGCUCAAGCUCAGACUCCGACAACGGAGACAGCGAAGAGGAUUCAUCAUCAGAGAGCGAGUCAGAAGACUCAGAAAGAGAAGUGAAGAAAGAUAAGAAACGGAAACGCACAUCAAAGUUAAAGAAGAAACUAGAAGACGCGAAAAACGAAAUCAAACAAUUGGGAAAGAUAGCAAAUAUCAAACCAUCAGAAGCGGCUAAGAAAUCUAGUAGACGAGCAAAGAAGACGUCGGACAAAAAGAAACGUAGCAAGAAGAAUGGAAUACAAGUAAACAUAGGUGUCAUUUCAAAGUCAGACUUGAUUCAAUUACAACCGUUUUGGAGAAAACAAAUGAAGAAGUUAGAGUCCUCCAUCCCUUUGACAGUAUUUGAUCAAAGUUUCGCGCUAGCAGACAAAGAAGAGUACAAAAGACAACAUCAUUUGUCAUCGUCGAAGACUUCUAAGAACAAAGGUUUAGAGGCGCAAUCCGAGUUCAAAAUGACUUACGGGGAGUGGACAGAAAACAUCAGUCUGUUCAAACGUUACUUGAUUCAACACAAGCAAAAAGAAGUAGCAGAAAGACUCAACUUUCACAUCAAGAACGUGAAGCAAGUCAAGUAA